UGAGAAAACGCGAGGGACAAAAACGAGAAAGUUCGUAUCACAUUCACAUCUUCAACCUUCAAGAUCUCUCCUUUCAUCAUCUUCACAUCCUCAUCUCCACCUCUAUAUAUACACUAUUGUCACUCGGUCUAUGAACAUCAAGAGACACAAUUUGAGAAUUUGAGAAAUCUCCUCCCUGUGAUAACGUUCUUAGCUCGUUUUAUCAUCUACGCGCUUGAAUAAAUGGCUUCCACACUCUCAUUCACAUCGGCUCUUAGCUCACCUCUCGCUCUAUCUCCUACUUCUUUCUCGUCCAAACCUACUUCGCCUUUCUCUGUCUCGUUUCCACGGAUGGUCCCUGGUAAGAUCAGAGCUCAAGACCACAGAGAAGACUCUGUUGAUGUUGUUCACCAAGGACAGAAAGGGAAUCAAGGAUCUAGUGUGGAGAAAAGACCUCAACGCUUAGCUAUGGACGUUUCUCCUUUCGGAUUGUUGGAUCCUCUGUCACCGAUGAGGACAAUGCGUCAAAUGCUCGACACAAUGGACAGGAUGUUCGAUGACGCUGCCAUGAUCGUCCCAGGAAGAAGCAGAGGAGGAGGAGGAAGCGGAGUUUCCGAGAUCCGUGCGCCUUGGGACAUGAAAGAGGAAGAGCACGAGAUCAAGAUGCGUUUCGACAUGCCUGGCUUAUCCAAAGAAGACGUCAAGGUCUCUGUCGAAGACAACGUUCUUGUGAUCAAAGGAGAACAGAAGAAGGAAGACGAGAAUGAUUCUUGGUCCGGAAGAAGCUUUAGCUCUUACGGUACGCGACUACAGCUACCUGAUAACUGCGAGAAAGACAAGAUCAAAGCUGAGCUCAAGAAUGGAGUUCUGUUUAUCACAAUUCCUAAAACCAAAGUCGAACGCAAAGUUGUUGAUGUCCAGGUUCAGUGAGAAUACAGUAACGUUUUCUUCUGUUUUCUUGUUCUGGUGCUGUCUAUUGUACAUAAUAAACAUGCGUCUCGCUAUCUGUGUAAUAACAAGGAGAAGAACUGGUGUGCGAAGAUAAUAGAUAUGCGUUACCCAGACUAGAUUAAUGAAAGCUUAGAUAUUCGGCCCAAUGUUCUUUUGGGCCAGAGUCAAAAA
Messenger RNA from Raphanus sativus (radish), 1101 nucleotides. RefSeq names its product heat shock protein 21, chloroplastic-like. The coding region runs from base 223 to 909 and encodes 228 amino acids. NCBI's taxonomy places the organism in Eukaryota, Viridiplantae, Streptophyta, Magnoliopsida, Brassicales, Brassicaceae. The transcript has 2 exons. Gene Ontology annotation, biological process: response to heat. The record is from RefSeq and is a predicted model, not a curated record.